CGCGCCUUCCGGCGCAAGCUGCCCAGCGAUUUAGCUAGCUAGCAAUCUGAGGAAGCCAUUCAUGGAGCCGAACUUGCACUUCUGGAUCCGAGAAAGCCAAUCUUUUGUCCAAAGAUUUCUUCACUGGCUUGACAUACUAGACCCAACAAAUGUACUGCUCUCUCAUGAAAAGAUAAAAGCUGCAAGAGAACUGUUAAGGAGUGAACAGACACCUAAAGAUCACAUAGAGGACCAAAAGAUACAAAAAGCCUGGAAACAGAGCCUGGCAACAGUGCAUCCUGAGACUGGGAGUGUAAUUCCUAUGUUGUUUAGGCCUGCAGCUUUCUUUCCUAUUACUGGACCUUUGGUAUUCCUAUUUCUGCAAAAAUAUAAAGGAAUAAAGGCUGCUCUUUUCCCUCAGUUUUUCAUCCAUGCAUAUAAUACUGAAUUCAGCAUAACAAAUGGAAAUUCAAUUCAUGCUAAAUACUCUCUUGAACAACAACUUCUUGGGAUGACUACAAUUAUUUCUACAACAUUUUUUGGAAUAUCCCCUCUUUUGAUGAUGAAUCGAUACACAUUAAAAGGACCUGCUGUUCAGAAUGUUGUUACCAAAAUCUUGCCUAUCCCUCUUCUGGCCUUUUUAAGUGCAUUUAAUGUGGUGGUGAGCAGAAGCCAUGAGUACCAGAAUGGAAUUCGUGUCAUGGACAAGAAUGGGAAUGUUGUAGGACUGUCACAAGAAGCUGGGGCAAAGGCAGUUGGAGAAACACAUUGUCUAGAGGUUUGCUCUUUGGGACUUCAAUGCUUCUUUCAAAUGUGUUUUCAUACUUUUUGGAAAGGACCAACAUUGUUCAUCAAAAUCCGAAGUUUCUGAUGGUCAUGAAGUUAAAUGUGACUCUUCUGGUAAUGGGAUUGAUGGUACCAGUUUCAUUUUGUCUAUUUCCACAGACAG
This is a messenger RNA of Vombatus ursinus (common wombat), 928 nucleotides long. RefSeq names its product sideroflexin 4 (gene SFXN4). NCBI's taxonomy places the organism in Eukaryota, Metazoa, Chordata, Mammalia, Diprotodontia, Vombatidae. Gene Ontology annotation, biological process: monoatomic ion transport; mitochondrial transmembrane transport. The record is from RefSeq and is a predicted model, not a curated record. Gene Ontology annotation, cellular component: mitochondrial inner membrane. Gene Ontology annotation, molecular function: monoatomic ion transmembrane transporter activity.